This is a messenger RNA of Morus notabilis, 2191 nucleotides long. Its product is annotated as probable inactive purple acid phosphatase 27. NCBI's taxonomy places the organism in Eukaryota, Viridiplantae, Streptophyta, Magnoliopsida, Rosales, Moraceae. Gene Ontology annotation, molecular function: metal ion binding; acid phosphatase activity. The record is from RefSeq and is a predicted model, not a curated record. The coding region runs from base 105 to 1943 and encodes 612 amino acids. The transcript has 12 exons.
AUUAAAGAUUCUGGAGAUUAUUCUCAGAACCCAAAAAGGAUCAAAGUUUAAGAAUAAAAUCUAUUUAAGAGAGAAGUUUUGAUUUUCAAUUGGUGAAGAAGAGAAUGGUUAAGGUUUUGGUGUUUGUGUUUUUUUUUAUGAACGUUGGAUUGGAUUGGGCUCACUGUAAUGGAUUUGGAGAGCAGCCACUUUCCAAGAUCGCCAUACACAAAGCCACUAUUGCUCUUCGUCAUUCCUCUUCCUUGAAAGCCUAUCCUUUUGUUCUUGGCUCAAAGGGUGAAGAUACCCAAUGGGUAACUGUGGAUUUACAACACUCUGAACCUGCUUGGGAUGACUGGGUUGGUGUUUUCUCUCCUGCAAAAUUCAACUCAUCGACUUGCCCACCCGAAAAUGCCCCAAAAGAGCAGACUCCAUACAUAUGCUCUGCCCCAAUCAAGUACACGUUUGUGAGAGAUUACUCUCAUUAUGAAAAGACUGGCAAAACUUCCUUGAGGUUCCAACUGAUAAAUCAGCGGGCGGAUUUUUCAUUUGCGUUAUUUGCAGGCGGGUUGUCAAAUCCAAAACUGGUGGCAGUUUCAAACGUCAUAUCAUUUGCCAAUCCAAAAGCGCCAGUCUAUCCAAGGCUUGCUCUUGGGAAGGCUUGGAAUGAAAUGACAGUAACCUGGACAAGUGGCUAUAAUAUUGAUGAGGCUGUUCCAUUUGUUGAGUGGAGUAUGAAAGGAGGAAGUAAAAUGCGAUCGCCAGCCGGAACUUUGACAUUUAGUCGGGGGAGCAUGUGUGGUUCACCAGCAAGAACAGUUGGGUGGCGUGAUCCUGGUUUUAUACAUACAAGUUUUCUGAAAGAUUUGUGGCCAAACUCUGCGUACACAUACAGGCUGGGCCAUCUUUUGUUGGAUGGUUCAUAUGUCUGGAGCAAAAACUAUUCCUUCAGAUCAUCUCCGUAUCCCGGACAGGACUCGUUACAACGUGUUAUAGUGUUUGGCGAUAUGGGCAAGGCAGAACGUGAUGGUUCCAAUGAGUACAGUGAUUAUCAGCCUGGUUCACUCAACACCACUGAUCAACUCAUCAGGGACUUAGAAAACAUCGAUAUAGUAAUGCAUAUCGGAGAUAUUUCAUAUGCAAAUGGGUACAUCUCACAGUGGGACCAAUUCACGGCUCAGGUGGAGCCCAUUGCAUCAACUGUACCGUAUAUGGUUGCAAGUGGUAACCACGAACGUGAUUGGCCAAACUCGGGGUCCUUCUAUGAUACUCCGGAUUCGGGUGGAGAAUGUGGUGUAGUGGCUGAGACUAUGUUUUAUGUUCCAGCUGAGAACCGAGCCAAGUUUUGGUACUCGACGGAUUAUGGCAUGUUUCACUUCUGUGUAGCUGACAGCGAACAUGACUGGAGGGAGGGGACGGAACAGUACAGGUUCAUUGAGAAAUGCCUUGCAUCUGUGGAUAGGCAGAAGCAACCUUGGCUGAUCUUUAUUGCCCAUCGGGUGCUCGGGUAUUCCUCCGACAACUGGUAUGGGCUGGAGGGCGCAUUUGAAGAGCCCAUGGGAAGGGAAAGUUUGCAGAGACUUUGGCAAAAAUACAAAGUGGAUAUUGCGUUUUACGGCCACGUCCAUAACUAUGAAAGAACAUGUCCCGUAUACCAGAGCAAAUGCGUGAACGGCGAAAAAUCCCAUUACUCGGGUGUUGUGAAUGGAACCAUCCAUGUUGUGGUCGGGGGUGGUGGGAGUCACUUGUCUGAGUUCAGCAAAGUUGUACCAAAUUGGAGUAUCUUCAGAGAUUAUGACUGGGGAUUUGUGAAGCUGACAGCCUUUAAUCACUCAUCACUUCUUUUUGAAUACAAGAAGAGCCGUGAUGGCGAAGUAUAUGAUUCUUUCACCAUUUCUAGGGACUACAAAGAUGUCUUGGCUUGUGUCCAUGAUGGCUGUGAAGCACAUACUUUGGCAUCUUGAAUAAUAUUAUUAUUUUUUUCUUCCAUCCUAUUUUGUAGUAUAAUAGUGGAAUUAGGUCAUGCACAGAUGGUGAAUUUCUGCAGCAUUAUUCCCAUGCCUAAUAGUUAACGAAUAAUAUCCAUGUGACAAAUCAAUGUCGUAGGUACGGAAAAUCCGACAUUGGAUUACAUUUUAAAUUCAAUGUCUUAUUGUUCUUCUUUUUAUCCACAUUCUUAUUAUCAAAUCCUUUAUACCCUUUUACUUGAUCA